Messenger RNA from Oikopleura dioica, 2781 nucleotides. NCBI's taxonomy places the organism in Eukaryota, Metazoa, Chordata, Appendicularia, Copelata, Oikopleuridae. The record is from the annotation of a GenBank genome assembly.
AUGCCGCUUAGGUUGGACAUCCGUCGAGAACUGACCGCUCGAAGCGAACGAGUCAAAUCGGUCGAUCUUCAUCCCACCGAGCCAUGGCUGCUCUGCUCCUUGUAUUCCGGACAGGUCCACAUUUGGAACACGACCAGUUCUACUCUUAUCAAAAACUUUGAAGUAUGCGAUCUUCCAGUCAGAGCGGCGAAAUUCGUGCCAAGAAAGAAUUGGGUGGUUUCGGGAUCAGACGAUAUGCAUGUGCGCGUUUUCAACUACAACACUCUCGAAAGACAACACGCUUUUGAAGCCCAUUCAGAUUAUAUCAGAUGUAUUGCCGUACAUCCCUCCCAGCCGUUCAUUUUAACUUCCUCCGACGACAUGCUGAUCAAACUGUGGGACUGGGAAAAGAAAUGGCAGUGCCAGCAAGUGUUCGAGGGCCACACGCACUACGUCAUGCAAGUCGUCUUCAACAGGAAAGACGCGAACACCUUCUGCUCGGCCUCGCUGGAUCGAACGCUCAAAGUCUGGCAGCUGGGCUCCAACCAGCCGAAUUUCACUCUUGAAGGGCACGAGAAGGGAGUCAACUGCGUCGACUACUACUCCGGUGGCGACAAGCCUUACCUCAUCUCUGGCGCUGACGAUCGCCUCGUGAAGAUUUGGGACUACCAGAACAAGACCUGCGUCCAAACACUCGAUGGACACUCACAAAACGUCACAGCAGUCUGCUACCACCCCGAGAAGCCGAUCAUCAUGUCCGGCUCUGAAGACGGAUCGCUGCGAAUCUGGCACUCGAACACUUACCGACUUGAAGACACGCUGAGCUACAAUUUGGAGCGCGUCUGGUGCGUCCAGGCGAUGAAGGGAUCCAACUCCGUUGCGAUCGGUUACGACGAAGGAACCAUCCUCAUCAAAAUGGGAAAAGACGAGCCGGCAGUGACGAUGGACGCCAAGGGAAAAAUCAUCUGGUCGAGGAACUCCGAGCUCUGCCACACAUCUCUGCAAGGCCUUGACUUCAGCACAGUCCGCGAUGGAGAACGAAUCGUCCUUCCCGUCAAAGACGGAAGCGCGGCUGAAAUCUUCCCACAAACACUGCAGCACAACGCUAAUGGACGAUUCGUCGUCGCAUGUGGCGAUGGAGAGUACAUCAUUUACACUUCCAUGGCUCUCAGAAACAAAGCCUUUGGCAGCGCGCUAGAAUUCGUCUGGUCCUACAAUGCGGCCGAAUUCGCCGUUCGAGAGUCCUCCCAAACCGUCAAAAUCCACAACAUGAACAAGCCCAAAGACGCGAAAUCCUUCAAGCCAGAGUUCGGCGCCGACCAGAUCUUCACCGGUCCAAUUUUGGGCGUCCGCGGCGGCGACUCGCUCGCCUUCUACAGCUGGGAAGACCAGUCUCUUGUUCGAAGAAUCGAAAUCGACGCCAAGCAAGUUUUCUGGAGCGAGAACCAUGAUCUCGUCGCGCUUUGCUCAGAUGAAUCUUUCUACGUCUUGAAAUACAACGCUGAACACAACGAAGAACCAGAUGAGGACGGAUACCCAGACGCCUUCGAAGUCUUGGGAGAAAUCGAAGAAACAGUCAAGACCGGAGUCUGGGUGGGCGACUGCUUCAUCUUCACCAACGCGUUGAACCGACUGAACUACUACGUCGGCGGCGAAAUCGUCACAGUGGCUCAUUUGGAGAAGCCACUUUAUCUCCUCGGUUACCUGCCCGAUGUCAACCGAGUCUUCCUCGCUGAUGCGGAGCUCAACGUCAUUUCCUACAACGUCGAACUUUCUAUUCUUCAGUAUCAGACGGCUGUGAUGCGCCAAGACUUCGACACUGCCAACGAAGUGCUUCCAUCGAUUCCAAAAUCAGCUAGAUCGCGAGUCGCUCAUUUCCUCGAAAAGCAAGGCUUCAAGAAGCAAGCCCUCGCCGUCACCACCGAUCCAGAGCAUCAAUUCGACCUUGCCCUCCAGCUCGGCGAGCUUGACAAAGUCGUCGAAAUCGCAAAAGAAAUCGACUCCGUUGAAAAGUGGCGAAGCGUCGCCGAUUUGGCGACAAAGAACUGCGAAUUAAAACUUGCCUCCGAAGCGCUUCGAAAAGCAAAGGAUCAUGGAGGUCUUCUCCUUCUCGCCACCAGCGCUGGUGAUGCCCAAGCGGUCACCAAUCUCGCCAACGACGCCGAAGCAGAAGGAAAAUUCAACGUCGCCUUCUUGAGCCACAUGCUUACCGGCAAUUUGACGGCUUGUUUGAACCUGCUUCUUUCUGCCAACAGACUUCCAGAAGCCGCCAUGUUCUGCAGAACUUACCUGCCGUCCGAAGCUCAACGAGUCACUACUCUUUGGAAAGAAAGCUUAUCCGGAAAACACGCAGAAGCGAUCGCGGAGCCGGAGAAGUACGCAAAUCUUUUUGGCGAAUAUGAAGACUCACUUAGAGCGGAAAAAUAUUACAACGAGAACAAAACGAGGGAAUUUGCUUCUGAGUACCCGGAAAUGACGGCGAUUACGGAGCGCGAUUUGAUCGAGGAAUCGAUAGGAAUGGAGAUCGAGGAAGACGAGCAACAGGAAGAAGAAGAGGAAGAAGCUGCUGCCGAUGAGGAGGAGGAAGAAGAAGUAGAAGAAACCAGUGUUGGAAACGAAGCUGCAGAUGAAUCAGACGCCAAAGCAGCUGAAACGAACCAAAGCGAGAGCUCAAACCAAGCCUCCCCGGCCGAGAUCAUCUCCGAUUCCGAAGUCGCCGCGCUAGAAGCCGAGCUAGACAACAUCGACGUCAACGAAGAUGACGUCGACGACCUUGACUCCGAAGAUCUUGACUUUGAGUAA